AAUCAUUCUCUUUCUCUCUCUACAUUCUCUCUCACUAACUCAAAUAUUUCUUUCCCAUCAACCCAGAGACGUCGCCACCUGCUCUUUGUCUGUUAACUCUUUGUUUCAGCCAUAUUCCUUUGUGCUAACAGAAAAAUUUAAAAAUGCAAACGAACUGUGAGAAAAUAAUGGAAUGGACACCACAGAUAGAUGAUGAUAAAAGCUUGAUGGUCUCAUCAGCGAGUAAAUUAAUGGAGAAAAGGGGCCAAGAUUUAUCACAACCACAACAAAACCAGCAGCAGCAGCAGCAGCUUCAGCAAGCUCUUAAGUGUCCUCGUUGUGACUCUUCCAACACUAAAUUCUGCUACUACAACAACUACAGCUUGUCUCAGCCCAGACAUUUUUGUAAAGCUUGUAAACGGUACUGGACUAGAGGUGGAACUUUGAGGAAUGUUCCGGUUGGUGGCGGUUGCCGGAAGAACAAACGAGUGAAACGGCCAUCUUCUUGUUCAUCUUCUGGCGGCGGCGGUGACGGUACUAAUAAUAAUACUGCAAAUUCUACUGCAAACCCUAAUCAUAUUACUUCUUCUUCAAGUCAUAUUAGUCAUUUGCUUUAUGGGUUAACCACUGGCACUAACCCUAACUCAAACUCAAACCUAAACCCUAACUCAUCUGAGAUGAAUCAGCAUCUCCCGUUUACUGGAAGGUUCGGUUCGAGAUCAGUAGAGAAUAUGCCUGGGUAUCAAGAUCUUGCAUUAGGGUUUGCAAAUCAAGAUUCGGUCACUUCAAGUUCACUACUCUCUAAUUAUGGAUCUUCCAUAUAUGGCUCUUCAUCUACUGCUCCGACUAUAGCAAACCUACUUGCCUCUAGCUUCCACCAGCAAAACAAGUUCGGUAUCAAAGACGGUAUCGGAGCGCCGAGCCAGUUUCAAUCUUUCGAAGAUUUGCAAAUGAGCUGCAAUAACAGUACUGAAUCUGGGAAUUUUGGUAUGAAAGAAGUGAAAAAUGAGCAAGAACAACAAAGGCGGUUGAAUUGGAAUAAUAUGUCAUACCAAAAUCAGAUAGAGCAAAUGGGGUUCUCAUCAUCAGAGCCUUCACUUUAUUGGAACCCUAAUAACACAGCCAGUGUCGGUGGAUAUGGCAUGAUCCAGCCAAUUCUUGAUCCUCAGUCACUUCUCUGAUCUACUAGCACCAACUGAAAAAACUGUUUCUUUCAAAAAAUUCUCCCUCCUUUUCUUUUAAAUAAUCUUGAUCUCUCUAGUUAGUAUUUUUCAUAAUCUUUUUGCUGAUUAAUUCUGUUUGUAGUGGAGUUUAUGAGUGAAGUAGUGGUGGGAUUCAAAAUCAAGAAAUUGGACAAAAUGGAAAAAUGAAGCAUAAUUAAAGAUGAGAGGAGUUUGGAUCGGAGAGAUCAUGUCAGCUGCAAGAAAUCAGCCGAUAAUUUUUAUGUCAAAGGUUGAUCAGAAUCCGUAUUUGCGCUGAGAGGAACCUCGGAUCCUUUUUCAAUCUCAUCAACAUCAUUAUCUACAGAGUGUGGAGAAAAAAAGAUCAACUGUUUUGGUGCAACUUUUCUUGUGUAUCAUCAGUAAGUUGAUCAUUUACUUUAGUAUAUGUAUAUAUAAUUAUGCAUGACAUGUACUUUUUUUAUUAUUAGGUUGGGGAUUUGGGGGCACAUAUGUUACAAUUAGUCAUCCUCUAUGAGGAACUGAUGAAUUUUUUUCUACUUGUUUUUGAAUUUGAUACUUUUUGGGGGUUGGGUAUAAUUAAGUGGUAUAGAGAAGAGGGAGAUUGGUUUUGUAAUGUGGGUAUUUUUUGUUUAUGUUGUUUUGGUUAUUGGGGUUCAAUUUUCUUGGUUAUAUGUUGUUGACUUCUUUAAUUUGUAUUUUAUGUUAUUGGUAAGGAAAUUAUGGAUUUGGGACUGACAAA
This is a messenger RNA of Mercurialis annua (annual mercury), 1902 nucleotides long. Its product is annotated as dof zinc finger protein DOF1.7. Gene Ontology annotation, biological process: regulation of DNA-templated transcription. The transcript is spliced from 2 exons. The record is from RefSeq and is a predicted model, not a curated record. Lineage: Eukaryota; Viridiplantae; Streptophyta; Magnoliopsida; Malpighiales; Euphorbiaceae. The coding region runs from base 144 to 1160 and encodes 338 amino acids. Gene Ontology annotation, molecular function: DNA-binding transcription factor activity; DNA binding.